Manihot esculenta (cassava) is the source of this 516-nucleotide messenger RNA. Its product is annotated as vegetative cell wall protein gp1. Bases 1 to 516 code for a protein of 171 amino acids. The record is from RefSeq and is a predicted model, not a curated record. NCBI's taxonomy places the organism in Eukaryota, Viridiplantae, Streptophyta, Magnoliopsida, Malpighiales, Euphorbiaceae. The transcript has a single exon.
AUGUCAACUGACCAGAGGCCAUUUGCUCGCUUUCGACUUCCUUGGCUAUCAGCAGCCAUUACUCGUCCUGUUGCUGAACCCCAACCGGUUCGUCCACCAGUUGAAAUAAUCCAAGCACCAACCCAACCAACCACCACUGUCCCUGCUCAGCGCCCACCAUUUCAACCUGCAGGGAUAACCCCUACGCAAUCUCCUCCACCACAGCCUCAAGCACCACAAAUAACCGAACCUCAACCGUCAUUACCACCUCGUGCAAUCAUUGAAUCUCGGUUACCAGCUUCACCAUCUCGUCCAACAACUCAACCGCAAGCUGCGGCUGUGCCGCCUUCACCAUCUCAGGUGACCUUACAGUCGGUAUCACCAUCACGCGUGGCUCCACAGCCACGAGUUGCUUCUGUGCCACCAUCUCCAACUCGAACCUCUUCUCAACCCCAACCAACUGUACAAACAGUUUGGCAACAAUUUCCUUGGCCUCUCAACCUACAAGCCAACGUCCGUAGGCUAUGGCCCAUAUAA